GUUCCAAAGCGACCAACUAAUCGGUCGCUGUGUCAGAAACAUGGCGGCCUUCAGUAGAUAUGUAACAGCAAAGAAUUCCUCAAUAGCAGGUGGCGUUUUGCUGGUUUUAUACCUGCUGAAACGCAGACGACGGACGCACAGACAGGACGGUAGAAAAGGAGGCUCUGAUCUUGUCUUGAACACUGAGAAAGAUGGCAGAAAAGAUCGAGCAGGAGUGGACAAGGAUUUCUUCCUCAGAAUCUUCCAGAUUGUACGGAUCCUGGUGCCUCGAUUAUUCUGCAUGGAGACUGGAUACCUAAUGCUUAUCGCUGCCAUGUUAGUGACCAGGACCUACUGUGACGUAUGGAUGAUCCAGAACGGCACCAUGAUUGAAAGUGCAAUUAUCGGUCGCUCAACAAAAGAUUUCAAGAUUUUCUUGUUCAGCUUCAUGAAAUUCAUGCCACUUAUUGCCUUGGUGAACAACUUCUUGAAGUUAGGCCUAUAUGAGUUGAAGCUGAGGUUUCGUGAGAGGCUAACAGAGAACUUGUAUGACCAGUAUCUGCAAGGUUUCACCUUCUACAAAAUGGGAAAUCUGGACAACCGGAUAGCCAAUGCAGACCAGCUAUUGACACAAGAUGUGGAGAAGUUCUGCAACAGUGUGGUGGACCUUUAUUCCAACCUAAGCAAGCCUAUUCUGGAUAUUGGUCUGUACAUCUUCAAGCUGACAAGUGCCAUUGGUGCUCAGGGCCCAACUGUCAUGAUGGCAUACUUGUUGAUCUCAGGUCUGUUCCUGACUAGACUGAGGAGGCCAAUGGGCAAGAUGACAGUCACAGAGCAGCGCUACGAGGGAGAGUACCGUUAUGUAAACUCUCGCCUCAUCACCAACAGUGAGGAGAUUGCCUUCUACAAUGGGAACACGAGGGAAAAACAGACCAUCCAUGCCACGUUCAAGAAACUGGUUGACCACUUGCAUAACUUCAUCUUCUUUCGCUUCUCUAUGGGAUUUGUAGACAGCAUGAUUGCCAAGUACCUGGCCACUGUGGUGGGCUAUUUGGUGGUUAGCCGGCCUUUCCUAAACCUGUCCCACCCCCGACACCUGCACAGCACACAGUCUGUGCUGCUGGAGGACUACUACCAGAGUGGGAGAAUGCUCCUCAGAUUGUCCCAGGCCCUGGGCAGGAUUGUACUGGCUGGCCGAGAGAUGACCCGCCUCUCAGGAUUCACGUCUCGUAUUACAGAACUCAUGAAAGUCCUGAAAGAACUGAAUGCUGGCAAAUAUGAGCGCACCAUGGUUUCCCAGCAAGACAAGGAAACGGACACUACAGAGAAAGUCCUACUGGUGCCAGGAAGUGGUCAAAUUAUUCACAGAGAUAACACCAUUAAGUUUGACCACACCCCUCUAGCAACACCCAAUGGAGACAUCCUCAUAAAGGACCUCACAUUUGAGGUGAGCUCAGGCACCAAUGUCCUGGUUUGUGGACCAAAUGGCUGUGGAAAGAGUUCUCUGUUCAGAGUACUUGGAGAGUUGUGGCCUCUGUUUGGCGGACAACUGACAAAACCUGAACGAGGAAAGCUGUUCUAUGUUCCACAGAGACCCUACAUGACUCUGGGUUCUCUGAGGGAUCAAGUAAUUUACCCUGACACCUAUGAAGAACAGAAGAGAAAAGGCAUCUCUGAUCAGGUGCUGAAGGAGUACCUGGACAAUGUUCAGCUGGGACAUAUACUGGGCAGGGAGGGCAGCUGGGACUCAGUCCAGGACUGGAUGGAUGUUCUCAGUGGAGGAGAAAAGCAGAGGAUGGCUAUGGCCAGACUGUUCUACCAUAAACCCCAGUUUGCUAUCCUGGAUGAGUGCACCAGUGCAGUCAGUGUGGAUGUUGAGGAUUUCAUCUACAGCCACUGCAGAACGGUGGGAAUCAGCUUGUUCACGGUGUCUCACAGAAAGUCUUUGUGGAAGCAUCAUGAGUAUUAUCUCCACAUGGACGGGAGAGGAAACUACGAGUUCAAGCCUAUCACAGAGGAAACCGUGGAAUUUGGCUCAUAACUUCUAAUAAAACUAGUCCAUCCAUUCUUUGCACUCACGACAGAAGUUUAAACUAGAAAGCUGGCUAGCUCAAAGGAGAAAAUACGUUUUUAUCAUUUGUAACUCAGCCUUGGUUUCUUUGUUUUAAUUUAAAGCAUCACUCUAUCUAAUCAGGAAUUUGUCCAAUGUGAUUAUAUAACACCUGUAAAUUAUACUUAACAUCUACGUUGUACUUUCAUACACUUCAAAUUAUCGAAGGAAGAUGAAAGUAUACUUCACAGUUUUGGUCAUCUCUGCAUUUGCAGUCAUAUCUGGUAGUAAUGCAGUACAAUGGUAACGUACAUUAGGGUAGUGUGGAAAGAACACACCACAGUGACUUUUGAGGCAUCAUUUUCCACUGUAUCUACUUGAGUAUCCUGCAAAGGAUAUUACUGAUUUCUGUAUACAUUGGGAUACUAACACGUGUGAUGCUAAUACCAUGUAUGUUCUCAAUACAACUCUACCCAGUUAUUAGCCAAAAAGCACUUGGAAUAAGGAAGUUGUUAUCCUGAAUUAAUUCACAUUGGAAUCACUCUCAAAUCUCCAGAAACUGGCUGUAAAAUUUCAAACAAAAAGUCUGUUAGAUCAUCAACCGACCAUCUUCAUCAUUUGAUCCAAAUAUGAACCACAUUUAUCUCUAGAUAAUGUAAUGAUCAAGCAGGAAGCAUUCAUAUUAAGGGACUAAAAAAAUCUUUAACCACUCCCACUCUCAGCUUCCGUAGCUACAGGACAAAGAGUUAUAGAAUAUAAUUUUUCUGAAGCAAGUGUAGACUAAGGCUUUGAAAGGCUGACUGUAGCAUGGCGGCGAGCCUCUUGGGUAAACUCAGUCUCGUGGAAGGACAGCAUUUUUGUCUGAUUUGUGGAGCCACAAGUGUAUCCUUAAUGUGUGACCACCUACCUACAUAUCAGUGUCCUGGAUGUCUGUCAGAAGCUACUGCAAUAUGUCUGUCCCUCAGGCAUUCAGUAUUGAUGAUUAGAACUUUCCAAAUGUAACAGUACAUUACUGCUGUUUGGGCACAGACUAGGGACACAUCUGCUGCUAGUGCAGCACUCCUCUCCAGUCAUUUUAUUAUUUUGAAAAUUCCUGCUGUAAUAAAUGUUAUGGGUGCUUGAAAUGACACUUUAGUUGUCAUCGAGGACCCUGACAUGUAAAAUGACAGUCCUCUAUGCGAUGUAGCUGCCAGGGUGCUGUGGACAUGAGGAUGGGUCCUACUACCCUCAAAAUGACCUCAAUGACCUAUUUGAAGUCCCUGUAAUUAGGGGCUCUUCGAAGAGGGUACAUUUCUCAUAUUGUUCAAGGUCAACAUGUGGCCAUGUUAGAAGUGCUGACCAUUUUGAAAAGAGAGUGAUUAUAGAAAAAGUGUUACUUCAUUCAGUUUGUAUGCCCUUACUCCACAGUAGAGGCAGGGCAUUGUCUGUAGUCAUCAAGAGGAAAAGGUUCUUAAAUCAUGUUUCUGUGAGAACCAAUGGUUAAUCAUAUGAGCAAAAUGUUUUAAAUAGAGGUCAUUCUCAUCAAAAGGGUAAUGCACAUUAUUGUUAUUCUUUUUAUUAUUGUAAUCGCAUUGCUAUCUAAUUGCAUUUAUAUUAAUUUCUGUUUCAAUGUAAAAAUAAAUUUGGGGUGGGCAGGUGUAAAUUAAUUUGAACUUUGGAAAAUUAUAAUAACUGAUUUUACACACUGUAAACACUGUAGCUGGGAACUGGCAAUAAUGGUUUCUCUAUGAACGUCGCUGUAACCUGAAUAUGCAGGAAAGACCCUUCCCCAACCUCUCAGUCAUUACUCAGCCUGUUUCGCUUCUGCUACACUGACUGUGUUAAGAAAAUAUGAAGAAGGAGCCUUUGUUGUACCCAUGGUUUUAUAUGGAUAAACACGCAUUUAAGAUACUAAACAAUAAAAUGUAGGAAUUUUCAUAAA
This is a messenger RNA of Limanda limanda (common dab), 3950 nucleotides long. It is a transcript of the gene abcd3a, whose product is annotated as ATP-binding cassette, sub-family D (ALD), member 3a. The record is from RefSeq and is a predicted model, not a curated record. The transcript has 23 exons. Gene Ontology annotation, molecular function: ABC-type transporter activity; ATP hydrolysis activity; long-chain fatty acid transmembrane transporter activity. Gene Ontology annotation, cellular component: peroxisomal membrane; peroxisome. Gene Ontology annotation, biological process: peroxisome organization; fatty acid beta-oxidation; very long-chain fatty acid catabolic process. Bases 41 to 2020 code for a protein of 659 amino acids. Lineage: Eukaryota; Metazoa; Chordata; Actinopteri; Pleuronectiformes; Pleuronectidae.